Lactuca virosa is the source of this 468-nucleotide messenger RNA. The record is from the annotation of a GenBank genome assembly. Lineage: Eukaryota; Viridiplantae; Streptophyta; Magnoliopsida; Asterales; Asteraceae.
AUGGAACGAGAUUAUCUACAACAAGAUUACACCUUCUAUAAUGGCGGCAGUUCCACUUCCGCCUCCACCGCUGCUGCCUCUGCUUCUGUUUUUUCAGAUGUGAUUGGUAAAUCGAAGCUGUGGGAUGAGGUUAAAGAGCAAGAUGCCAACAUUGAUGAGUUGUUGGUGGUGCUUGAUUUCAAAGUUAAGUCGUGUGAUGUGGCUGAUAUUGCGCAAAAGAUCGAGCAUCUGGAGGGUGUUUUGGGGAACGACGAUGGGUUGUCUCAGCUUGCUUCUGAUUCUGUUCAUUAUAACCAUUCAGACCUUAAAUCAAUUAUUUGUGAGUUGAACCCCACAAAUCAACCACCUGUUAUCGAUGAUUUGUUUGUGAACAAAACCGCAUCUGUAACUUUGUCGGCUGUGGACUCAUCUUUUCUCUUCGUUGACAAUCUACAGAGGAUCCUCGGAAACACAAUUGAAAGGGAAUAA